Molecule: messenger RNA, 1941 nt
Organism: Penicillium macrosclerotiorum
Lineage: Eukaryota; Fungi; Ascomycota; Eurotiomycetes; Eurotiales; Aspergillaceae
Product: WASP family protein
Exons: 2
Coding region: 1-1941 (646 amino acids)
Molecular function (GO): actin binding
Source: RefSeq, a predicted model, not a curated record
AUGCCCUCAAUUCUUAGUGACGCCGAUAAGGAAACCGUCAAGAGAAAUGUCCCCAAACCUGCAAACAAGAUCCUCGCCGUAGCUGUCGCGCGACUCUACGUUGCCUACCCUGAUGUCCAACGAUGGACAUAUACCGGUGUCCAGGGCGCUGCAGUGAUCUGCAAUGACCUAGUAGGACGAACUUUUUGGCUGAAGGUAGUCGAUGUUUCGGGCGUGAUAUGGGACCAAGAGAUCUAUGAGAACUUCUCUUAUAAUCAGGACAGGACAUUCUUUCACACAUUCGAACUAGAGGACUGCCCCGCCGGUCUGUCUUUCGCGGACGAGAAGGAGGCUAAGACCUUCAUCAAGAAGAUGCAGGAACGUGAGAAGCAUGCGAGUAAAGAAACCACCAAGACACCAUUCGCUUCUGCGAGGGGACACGGCCCUGCGCCUAUAACCAAUGGUAAAGGCCCGGGCCGAUCUAUCUUUGGAAGCUUGCUGCAUCGGUCGAACCAUCCCCCGAGUGCCACACCCUCCCCGGCUCCUGUGGCAUCAAUACCAGUCGCUCCUCCUCCUACCUUUCCUCCGAGUGUACCGCCAGCGAAGGGAGAUCUACCGUUCGAUAUCAAUGAUCCUGCGCAGAAGGGACUCUUGGAUGAGCUCCUACAAAUGGGAAUUACAGAAGAUCAGAUUGCGGAGAACUCGGAGUUUAUCAAGGCUUGGAUCGCCCAGAAACAAAGCGCGGCAGGCGAAUCUCCUGCCCCGACCGAAAACAACAAGCCUAGAGCGCCACCUCCACCUCCACCUUCAGCUGCUGCUCCGAAAGUGACUUCAAUCAGCCCCCAGGGUACUGGAGUCAGUUCAGCGAGCCGACGCGGUCCUCCGCCGCCUCCCCCAUCACGGAAAGCUCGAGCCGAGUCGGCCGAGGAAACGGUAUCACCUCCACCUCGUGAACCGUCACCACCCCCAGCCCCGACCCGGAUGUUCCGUGCUCCUCCUCCGAUCGCCGAUGCAGGCAAGUUUGCAGAGCCCGCUGGCCCUGCACUCCCGAGGCGGCCACGGGCAGCCUCUGGCGCUGCUCCUGGCCCGCCGCCGCCUCCUCGGCCUCCGAAGGAACCCAUGGAUGAUAACAAACAUCGAUUCGGAGUUCCUCCACCUUUCUCUGGGGAUCGUAAGGUCUCCGCUCCUCCCGCACCUCCGAGCCGCAGCCCUGUACCGCCUGGCCCGCCGCCGCCGCCGCCUCGUACAUCCAGCCCGGCAGCACCGCCUCAGCUUCCUCCUAAAGUCCCAAAUGUUCAUACCCCAUCUGGUCCACCGCCUCCACCUCCUCGAGCACCUGUCUCUCCACCCCCGGCGCCUUUACCUCCUCGCGCGGUGCCAUCUACUCCUGCAGCGCCUCCACCACCUCCACGUGGACCUACAUCACCUACAGCGAUACCAGGAGGCCCUCCACCCCCACCUCCAGGCCGCUCGGUUCCUGUAGUCCCACCACCACCGCCGCCUAGCCAAACCUCUUCUGCACCUAGUGGAUUACCGCCCCCUCCUCCACCCCCAGGACGUUCAGGGCCUGUCGUUCCACCACCGCCACCACCACCAGGUGGUUCUUCUGGAGGACCUCCCCCUCCUCCACCGCCAUCUGGUGGAGCGCCUCCCCCUCCUCCGCCUCCAUCUGGCGGAGCACCCCCUCCACUGCCCAAAACUGGCGGCGGUGGUGGACGAGACGAUCUCCUUGCAGCCAUCCGAGCCUCUGGUGGUCAGGGAGGAGGUGGCUUGCGGAAAGUCAAGGACUCCGAGAAACGGGACCGGAGUGGUGCAUUGGUGCCUGGAAGCGCCAACGAAACAUCUUCGGCGGCUCCUAGCUCUGGAGGCGGAGCGCAAGGUGGCUUGGCUGGUGCCCUUCAGGACGCUUUGAGUAAGAGAAAGCAGAGGGUCAGUGGAAGUGGUAAGUGUUCUCCAAAUUGA